CCGCCCCGAGCCCGGCCCGCUCCCGACACCCUGCGCCGAGCCAAGUUCGACCGGCCGCAGGCGAGCCUGGACUUCUGGAGGUUGCUGUAUGUGCUUCUGAAGCAGAUCCACGGGGGCAGCUGGACAGAGUCUGAUGCCAUAGGUGCCCAGGUCAGCUUUGUGAAGGCAGCACUGUGGUACCAGGGUUACGGCCGGCCGCAGCUGCAGCGGCUCCCCGCCGACGGCUCCGCGGGCAGCCGGGAGCUGCUGCUGGCCUUCUCCUGGCUGCUGCACAGCCUGCAUCUCCUGGAGCAGCUGCUGGCUCGGAACAGAGUGCAGACUGGGGACCAGGCCUGUGUGUGCACGUGUGAAGAUGAGCUGCCCAGCAUCCAGGAAGGCCCAGGUGAAGCAGGAGCUGGGGACAGAGUGGAUGUUCGGUACCUGCAGUGGUUAAACGGGAGGCUGAGGCUGCAGUGGUGCAGUCUGCAUGCUCAGCACCAAGAGCACUGCAAACUUCUGCACAAGAUCCAUUUAUUCACAAGUGGCUCCCACAUGGACCAGAACCUCAGACAUUUUUCUGUCACAGAAACAGAUCUCAUCAGGCAGCCAGAGAACUGCAAGCAGCUGUUGCAGCUCCUGGAGGCUGAGACCCUGCAGCUGGAAGCCUUCCUGGAAUGGAAGCAGCUGGAAGCAGUUUACUGGCAGUGGAUGGAAACUGUGUUGGAUAACAUGGCUGAAGAGGGAAAUAUGUGUGAGUCCCAGGAUGCUGAUGUGGAGAAAAGAAGGCUGCCAGAGGUGACCUCCAGCUGCCCCUGGGCUGACAAGCUGACUGGACAGAUGGACAGACUCUCCAGGGACCUGGUGGCUCUCCAGGAGCAGCUGCAGCAGCGUGUAGCUCAGAGAAAAGCUGCCUGGUGGGAGAAGGUGGCAGCAAGAGAGGAGCUACAGAAGGAGAGGUUCUCUGCCACUGCCAGGAAGGUACAGGAGAGCGUGGAACUCAAGCUCAGGGGCCUCGCAUCCCUCGGCGCUCCAAGGAGGAACAAAAGGCACGGCUCGAGCAGGCUGGUGCUGCAGAGCACAGCCAGCAGAGCAGGCACUGCUGCCUGUGCUCAGGAGGCUGCUGCAGCUGUCAGUGCUGCAGAGGUGCUGGCAGAGCUGCAGCUGAGAGAGGCCAGCCUGCAGAGAGAGCUGCAGCAGCUGCGGCGCGAGUGCCGGCGCAGGCUGGAUGGGAUUGCGGAGGGCUUGGAGGGAGUGAUUUGUGUCUCCCCCUGAGCACACAAACCUGGCUGAGAAACCUCAGAGAAGCAAAGGAGCAAAGUGGCUCGGUCACACUGGAGCACAGGCUGAGGAGCCAAAUGUCAUUUCUAAUUCUCGAGCCUGGGAAUUGUAACUUGUGCCUGCUCUGGGAGCCGUGCUGGGGCCACAGCCUCGGUGCUCUCCCUGCAGCCCCAGUACUGCUCACCUUGCCAAUUAAAUUCUGCCUUAGGCCUCGCUGGGAGUGUGCAUAAAUCUCCCUUUUAUCUCGUGGAUUUCCAGUUCUUCUGCCAAGCACUGGGCUCUUUCUCGGUGCUCAGCUGCUAAGCACGGCGUACACUGAGGCUGUGCAUUGAAGUACUAAUUGCAUUCAAUAUUUCCCAGCAAUUGGAAGAGUUCAUUAGUCAGAAAAAUCCGAGUAUUGGAGAACAUGAAAAAUACCAAGGCUUAGAGAGAUUGGAAAUAUUCGAGAGUGUUGUUUUAAUUCAGCUGCUUGGAGUAUUUGUGGCAGCUAUAAUGUAGUCACAAUAAAGAAAAACAAAUGCCUAAUAAUAAAUAAAGCACUGCACUGAUUUCA
Messenger RNA from Parus major (Great Tit), 1810 nucleotides. It is a transcript of the gene TEDC1, whose product is annotated as tubulin epsilon and delta complex 1. The transcript is spliced from 8 exons. Lineage: Eukaryota; Metazoa; Chordata; Aves; Passeriformes; Paridae. The record is from RefSeq and is a predicted model, not a curated record. The annotation marks the transcript as partial.